Engraulis encrasicolus (European anchovy) is the source of this 1760-nucleotide messenger RNA. Its product is annotated as coiled-coil domain-containing protein 63-like. The transcript has 9 exons. NCBI's taxonomy places the organism in Eukaryota, Metazoa, Chordata, Actinopteri, Clupeiformes, Engraulidae. Gene Ontology annotation, biological process: cilium movement; outer dynein arm assembly. The record is from RefSeq and is a predicted model, not a curated record. Bases 223 to 1683 code for a protein of 486 amino acids. Gene Ontology annotation, cellular component: axoneme.
UGUUCAUGUUCGCAUCGCAUUGUUUUGCUUUCCAACCUAGCAAUGCCCGUUUUAUUUAUUAGGUCAAAAGAACAGGAAAGACUUGGGUAACGCAAUAGAGACAACGUCAUAUUGAUCAUUAUAAGGCCCGAAAGAAGGCCAAAAUCAGCAGUCACUUGUAAACAGCGAUGUUAACGGUGGCACUCAUACAACUGCUGAAUAGGAUAAAACCAGAGCCGAAAAAUGAGUCCCCUCAGCCCGCAGCCGAAGGAGACACUGACAGAGCAACACCAGCGCCUCCAACUGGAGACGGACAGUUAUGCAGACCUCAUCCGCAAACAGAAGGAGAAAGUUGUCAAAGUGGAGGCCAAGAUGAAGGAUUUGCAGAGCAAAAUCUGGGUGAAGAAGAAACAGAUGGGAGGUCUUAGCUCCACUCUCAGCAGGCCCCUUCAGCAGAUCAAACACAUCCGCGUCCUGGAAGACCGUCUCAACCAGGCCACCACCCGGUUUGACAAGCAGCUGGCAGAGAACAAGGCCAUGCGGGACGACAUUGACCACCUGCGGCAGCAGCGAGGCACCAUGGCCCGCAUCUACCACCGCCUCAACAAGGAGCUGGCCAUGCAGCACCACGUCAUGGAUGAACUGGUGGACAAGUCUGUUGUGGCCUACGACCAGAGGUCUGAGGCGCUGGCUCGCAUGUUGGCAGUGCGUGAGCGCAGCAAGAAGGAGGCAGCUCAGGCCCAGACGGAGAUGACGGAGCUGCAGCGGGUGAUCGACCACGAGACCAAGCUGAGGACCUUCAUGGCCCAGAAGUCACAUGAGUACAUCCCCUCCACCGAGGACGAGGAGGCCAGGAGGAGGAAGGCUGAGCAGUCCCAGCGUGAGCGAAUGGGAGGAGAGAGUCUGGAGAUGUACCAGACCGUCCACAAGCACAUUGUGGCGGUCACUGGUGAAAGGAACCUGCGCAACAUCGCCAUCGCCUUCGUGGAGAACGAGGAGAAGAGCUUCUCCUACUUCAACUACAUCAAUGAGCUGAACAACAAGAGCACUAUGCUGAGGGACAACAUCAACAAGCUGAAGAGUGAGAUUGUCCACUUUGAGCAGCAGAAUAAACAGCAUGAUGAACAGUGGCACAGCCAUCUGAAGGAGCUGGAGGCCGAGCUUGAGAAGCAGCGCUCCGAGGCCAACGACAUGGAGGCUCAGCACCAGGUGGUGUGCAAGUCCCUGGACCAGAUGAAGAGCGCCAUCGCCGACCUCUUCACCAAGAUGAAGUGUGACCCCUCGCCCAUCACCGAGAAGCUGGGCAGCAGCGCUCAGGUCACCGACGACAACGUCACCCACUUCAUUGGCAUUGUGGAGGAGAGUCUCCAUAAGCAGCUGAUGCUGCUGCUGCAGGCCGACUUCCUCCAGUCAGAGCAGGGGGAGGUGGCGCCCUACAACAUACUGCUGGAGAACUGCCGCCUGCUGCCCUCCCUUACCACCUCCGCGGUGGAGCCGCCCUCCGCCAACUCCUUUGACGAGGCCGCACUAGACAUGCUGCAGGGACCAGGCAGCGAGAAGACCCUGGACCACAAGAGCUUGUGCAAGCAUGUGCUGAAGCGUGUGAUGCUGACAGAGCAGGGCAAAGGGCCCAAGCCUGCCUCGGCCAUGGCCGCCCCCAAGGGCAAAAAGAAAAUGGCUUUUAGCGGCUCCAAAUCCGCAUGAGACUCCAGCACCUUGCCUGCCUACAGGCCCUUUCCCCUUCUCUUUGGCCCAUUAAACAUGAACUCCCCAUUGCAUCA